AGCAAAUUUGCGUCACGCGCUCCGUGGUAUAAAAGAAUGAGCGCGCGCUGUGAAGCGCACAAUACGGACGGCACGCGCUCGGACUCAACACGCGCGCGCGGAAGAUUAUUCUGGCGAACGGAUGAAGUAAACUGCGCUCCAGAUGAACUUCACAUAGCUCCCACCACGGGCGGUCCUUGUCUCUUUGCCACGCCGACAGUGUGAGUGCCAUGGAGAGGAACGACACAGCGCCGGGCGGCGCGUGCGAGAGCGAGCUGGAAUGCCGAGCUGCGCUGGAUAACUGCACUGGCGCUUUGGACGCUAAUCUUUCCGUGCGCUGCUGGCUGUAUCUGCUGACCAAGGAGUAUGACUCGGGGCUACAGGGCGACCCCUCGAGCCUGGCAUUGCGCGUUACGAUUGCGCUCGUGUACACGGUGGUGUGCGCGCUGGGGCUGGUGGGAAACACGCUGGCACUCUACCUGCUCCACUCGCGCCACCCGCAGAAGCAGAGCUCUAUCGAUUGCUUGGUUAUGGGCUUGGCCUUUACUGACCUGCAGUUUGUGCUCACACUGCCCUUCUGGGCCGUGGACACAGUUAUGGACUUUCGCUGGCCCUUUGGUCGCGUCAUGUGCAAAAUCGUAAGUUCUGUGACCACCAUGAAUAUGUACGCCAGCGUGUUCUUCCUCACCAGCAUGAGUGUGGCCCGGUACUACUCCAUCACAUCAUCGCUGAAGAUGCAUGGACACCGGUCAGCUGUGAUCAAGGCCAAGUGGGUCAGUGUAGCCAUCUGGGCUGUGUCACUCCUAGCCACACUGCCACAUGCUGUCUACUCUACCAUCGCCCAGGUGGCACCAGAUGAGGAGCUGUGCCUUGUCCGCUUCCCGGAGUCAGGCAGCUGGGAUCCUCAGCAGCUUUUGGGCCUGUACCAGUUGCAGAAGGUGCUGCUGGGAUUUGUCAUCCCACUGGUGGUGAUCACGCUGUGCUACCUGCUGCUCCUUCGCUUCGUGAUGGGCCGUAGGAUCCUUGGCAGCGUAAGCCCCGAGACUGAGCAGGGUCGCAACAAGCGUCGGUCCAAAGUCACAAAAUCGGUUGUGAUUGUGGUACUCUCCUUCUUUCUCUGCUGGCUGCCUAAUCAGGCACUCACGCUCUGGGCCGUGCUCAUUAAGUUUGAUAUGGUGCCCUUCAGCAACGCCUUUUACAAUGCCCAGGCCUAUGCCUUCCCACUCUCAGUGUGUCUGGCGCACACCAACAGCUGCCUCAACCCGGUGCUCUACUGCCUCAUCCGCAGAGAGUUCCGUGCUGGACUCAAGGAGCUAGUGAUUAGGGCCACACCAUCUUACCGCAGCCUGGCACAGCUGCUCCCCCGAAAGGCCAAAGUGGCAGAGGCACCCACCGUUUUAGUGUUAGUGCAGAUGGAUGUCUGAAGAAAAAAAAAAAAAAAAAAAAGACUCAACCUGGCUGACGUUCCAGUACACAUCUGCACAGACAAACAUGCCCUUUGAAGCUGUUGUUGUUUUUAAAUCUUUGUUUCUGUGUGAUAGACUGGAUCAGACAUGUGGAAUCCCUUGUGGAGCAUGCCCCAGAUUCUUUUGCACUUUUUGUGCUCUUUAUUUCAUCCAUUUCCCUUGACUGUGUGAUCUCUGAUCUUGUUUUUGGCAUGCACAUUUGGUCUGCAGUUCAGGGACAUUUCUAUUCACCUUCAUUUUAUUGGUGCACUUUAAAGAUUUCUUCAAGGACAUCUUUCAGAGGAACUAUAAAUGAUACAUUUGUGUGGUUAAAGAUGUGAUGUGAGCAGAAGUGCAAGCAGCAGUUCUACAAUGCCUGACUAUAUCAUGAGAGAUAAGAAAGGGGGAAAAAAUGUCUGUCUGAUGCACAACAUUAGAUGGUUAAUUGCAAAAUCUAAAAUGCCCUUGCAGAAAUAUCCUCAGUGCAAUCCUGAUAUAUGUGUAAAUACGAAUCUUUACAAAUUGCAAGUUGUUA
Messenger RNA from Ictalurus punctatus (channel catfish), 1959 nucleotides. RefSeq names its product relaxin family peptide receptor 3.2b (gene rxfp3.2b). The coding region runs from base 210 to 1403 and encodes 397 amino acids. Gene Ontology annotation, biological process: immune response; G protein-coupled receptor signaling pathway. The transcript has a single exon. Gene Ontology annotation, molecular function: G protein-coupled receptor activity. Lineage: Eukaryota; Metazoa; Chordata; Actinopteri; Siluriformes; Ictaluridae. Gene Ontology annotation, cellular component: membrane. The record is from RefSeq and is a predicted model, not a curated record.